UUCCUUCCAGGCAGUUAAAGUCUUCGAUCGUCUGCUCUGGAGAAGAUAAAAAAUCUUCUGGAGAAAUUAAAUAAUGAACUCUAAAAAAAGAUUUUUGCCACAUCUAGAAAAUCACUUCGAUGACUCUCUAAUAUGGUGUUCAUCCAUUAGACUUAAUGCUUUAUCAGUCAUUCUUAUUUUUGAUCAAACUUGCAUCCUUCAUCCAGUCUGCUUAAGUAAUAUUGGAUAAUAUGAUGCUUCAAAAAUCCACAGCGACCACCAACAAAUUUCUUGGAUUAUCGCAAUUUUUGCGGUUAAAUUGAAACACUGAAAAGGGAAGAACUGGAGGGAAAUUUUUGGGGAGCAAAAUGUUGCAAACUUGAAAAUAGUCGCCUACAACUGACAAAAUCGAGUUAAAAACGUCCUAAAUUCAAAUAAUAAAUUUUCCUUAGCACUACCAGUUUACGGGUAUUCGCUGAAUAUAGCGGAAAAACGCGCAUGUUUGGGUCACACAGCGUAAUCAAUUUCAUUAUAAAUUUCUCCAUAUAACCCUAUAGUUUUUCUUGUACCUUGAAUGCAUCAAGUAUAUUAAUUCAGCCGACACCUUUGGGCUCCUAGUUAAUUUUUCUAUAUACUUGGCCUAUAAUAAGUUCGGAACACUCUAUAUAUAGUCGGAUUUCUGCUUAUAUGCAGUUAUUAUCGAGGUCAAGAGUAACCUUGGCCGUGGCAAUGAUUUUCAACAACAAUUUCAUCUGAAUAAUUAUCAGAAAAGCCAACAAUAUUACCGAUAAUGUUGUGUAUUUAUUUGCCUAUUAUCAGAAAAGCCAAUUAGAGUUCAAAUUACAACGUAUUAUAUGCAACUCAAAAAUUGCUUUAAGACGCAAAAAAAAUAUUUAUGCCAGAAGCACCCUUAUAAAGAACAGAAUAAUCAGUGCAAAUUCAACUGCUGUCAAGAGACAUCCUGUAUAUUAUUUUGCAUAUAGGUUCUCUAUCAAUCACACCCAGUAGACGUGUUUCUGAAAAACAAGGAAAAAAAUUUCAAAAAUAUUAUUGCGACAUUUGCUGGUGUUAUCAAUUACGCGACCUAAUAAAUUUCACAAAAAAAUAACUAAACACCGUGUAAAGCCGCAGAAAUGAGGCGUGGCUAGUGCUCUCUAGUUACCUCAUAAUACAUACGAAACACGAUAAGGAAGCAUUUCAACAUUAUUAAAUUAACGUAAAGGUUUUCGUCAUCACCCCGCCGCUUUAUAAGUGAACGUCCGAAGGAAACUUUUAGCGAGAAAGCUGUCCUAUAUAUUUUCUCCUUAAUAUGGCUCAAGUAUUAACAAAUAAUUUACUAAUUAGUUCUGAGUUAGUAACUGAAAACGGUGUUCAAGUGCAACAGGAAGAAAAAGUGUUCAGUUUGGAGGAAGUGUCGUGGCACGACACCAGAAACGAUUGCUGGGUCGUUAUUUACGAUAGGGUCUAUGAUAUUACUAAUUUUAUUGAAGAGCAUCCGGGCGGAAGUGAUAUUCUGUUAGAGCACGCGGGAAGGGACGGAAGUAUCGCCUUCAAAGGAAGCGGUCACAGUGACCACGCCCUGCGUACCUUGGAUAAGUACUUUAUCGGGGAAUUACCUAAAAACGAGCGGAUAUUCAGGAAGUCCGGGGGGUUAUUUCGACUUAGUGGAGUACCCCGAUAAUUAUAUUGAACCCUAUAUGGAUUACAGGCUUUAUUUUAUAGUGUAGGCUAAGUUUAUACAGAUAUUAAGGUCCUCAAGAACUAUGUAGUCAAUAAUUGUGGAAUGGAAAUAUUUUUGUCAGGACAAAUUAUAAGAUUUUGACGUCAUUUGACUGAGGUAUACUAGGACGACAUUAUAUAAUAAUGCUAAGAUUUUCACGUAGAAACUAAUAUGAUUGUAACAAUAUAUAAUGUGUCUUAAUAUACUUACAUCUACUACCGGUAUAACCGGAUAUUUCAAUAUUUUUCUGUAUUGCAUCGACUCAAUUCCCGGAGGACCACUCUGUAGGUUUUAACAGUAUUUUUACCGUCUAUAGAUUACAACAAGUUGUAAUUUAUAGACGGUGGUAUUUUUUACAGUGGCAUUUUAGCGUUUCAGAAGAGUAUUUUUUAUGUAUUUAAAUAAAAUAAAUUAACAUUUA
This is a messenger RNA of Anthonomus grandis grandis, 2120 nucleotides long. RefSeq lists its product as uncharacterized. The record is from RefSeq and is a predicted model, not a curated record. NCBI's taxonomy places the organism in Eukaryota, Metazoa, Arthropoda, Insecta, Coleoptera, Curculionidae. The transcript has 2 exons. Bases 1289 to 1660 code for a protein of 123 amino acids. Gene Ontology annotation, molecular function: heme binding. Gene Ontology annotation, cellular component: intracellular membrane-bounded organelle; membrane.